ACUGCAGGCCUGGGAAGUAAACACUUGCCUAAAAAUGAUGGACAUAGAGCACGAGGCUUUCUGCAAGCUCCGCCGCUCCAUGCACCCCACCUCGCCAGCUGACAUCGAUCCGAAGGUCCACAGCAUCGUGGAGAAAGCUGUGAGAAGCAUUCUGGGCGAGCAGUCCAAUGAGCCCCGUAGCAACCUGCUCAGCCCAUCUCAGGUGGUGGUGGAGGUGGUGCCCAGGCUCCUCCUGGCCCUGUGGCUUCAGCCAGAGGAAGGCCAUUCAGAGCACCCAAUCCUAAUAAGCGGGAUGGCCGUGGGCAUGGUGGCGGCCGUAGUGGAGAAGCUCUCCUGCAUGUUAAAGGACCCUUCCCCUCACAUCCCUUUCUCCCGGGCUGCUGCUUUUGACUCUGUGCGGUCGAUCCUCGGGAGAAUCAGUCAGUCCUUCUCCACCGAUGACCUGCAGAGCCCUUUUUAUAUGAGCUCUGUCUAUGGCUUUGUAGCUGACGAGGUGCAGAGCUGCUUCCAGCCCCCUGCAGCCACCCUACCAGUCCCCCCUGUGCUCACGGUGGCCGUUUCCACCACACUACCAGCUGGCAUCCAAGCAGAGCCCAUCUCUUCCCUCUUGGAGGUUGUGGACGUCACACCUGAAGAAAGGACUCUCACGAUGGCCGUCUUCGCCACUCUGCCAGCUGACAUCCAAGCAGAGGAUGUUGCUGGGGUCAUCCCGGAUGUCACCCCACACGUCACCAAGGACGUAACACUGGAUGUUCCAUGCAGAGCUAGGAAAGGGGCAGUCCGGCGAUUAUUUUGCAGGCUUUGGAGGGCAGUGUGCUGCUGCGCCUGCCACAAGGAAGAGGAGGAACAAUAUUAA
This is a messenger RNA of Oncorhynchus kisutch (coho salmon), 856 nucleotides long. RefSeq lists its product as uncharacterized. The record is from RefSeq and is a predicted model, not a curated record. The transcript is spliced from 4 exons. Lineage: Eukaryota; Metazoa; Chordata; Actinopteri; Salmoniformes; Salmonidae. The coding region runs from base 35 to 856 and encodes 273 amino acids.